Sphaeramia orbicularis (orbiculate cardinalfish) is the source of this 2105-nucleotide messenger RNA. RefSeq names its product casein kinase I. The transcript is spliced from 11 exons. Gene Ontology annotation, biological process: protein phosphorylation. Gene Ontology annotation, molecular function: protein kinase activity; ATP binding. The coding region runs from base 240 to 1493 and encodes 417 amino acids. The record is from RefSeq and is a predicted model, not a curated record. Lineage: Eukaryota; Metazoa; Chordata; Actinopteri; Kurtiformes; Apogonidae.
GUAACGAGAGGGGGAGACAGACUCGAGUGGAGAACGGCCGCUCGUGCUGCUGGAGCUUCUCAGGGACUAUCAACAGGGAGUGCGAACGACGACAGAGCGCAGAGCUGAGGGUAUGAGAGCCGUCAGAAUCCGCUCCCAUCCUCUUCUACCCAGGCCCCUGUCCGGCUGACAACCAUCGGAUCAGAAUCUCCACCGAAGCAGCUCUCGGACGAACCCAUUAUCGGUGACGAUUUAUAACCAUGGAGCUGAGAGUGGGGAACAAGUACCGGCUCGGGCGAAAGAUAGGGAGUGGUUCCUUUGGAGACAUUUACCUUGGUGCCAAUAUCGCCACUGGUGAAGAGGUAGCCAUAAAGCUGGAAUGUGUGAAGACCAAACACCCACAGUUACACAUUGAAAGCAAAUUCUACAAGAUGAUGCAAGGAGGAGUGGGUAUUCCAUCCAUAAAGUGGUGUGGUGCAGAGGGAGACUACAAUGUGAUGGUAAUGGAGCUGCUUGGCCCCAGUCUGGAGGACCUUUUCAACUUCUGCUCCCGGAAGUUCAGCCUCAAAACUGUCCUGCUUUUGGCAGACCAGAUGAUAAGUCGCAUUGAGUACAUCCACUCAAAGAAUUUUAUCCAUCGGGAUGUGAAACCAGACAACUUCCUAAUGGGGCUUGGCAAGAAGGGUAACCUGGUGUACAUCAUUGACUUUGGCUUGGCCAAAAAGUACCGUGAUGCUCGCACACAUCAGCACAUCCCUUACAGGGAGAACAAGAACCUGACUGGCACAGCUCGCUACGCCUCCAUCAACACACAUCUUGGAAUUGAGCAGUCAAGACGUGAUGAUCUGGAAUCUCUCGGCUAUGUCCUCAUGUACUUCAAUCUGGGCUCUUUGCCCUGGCAGGGCCUCAAGGCUGCUACCAAGAGACAGAAAUAUGAACGAAUCAGUGAGAAGAAAAUGUCCACACCCAUCGAGGUUCUCUGCAAAGGAUACCCCUCCGAGUUCUCCACAUACCUGAAUUUUUGCCGUUCACUUCGCUUUGAUGACAAGCCAGAUUACUCUUACCUACGACAGCUCUUCAGGAAUCUUUUCCACAGACAGGGUUUCUCCUAUGAUUAUGUGUUUGACUGGAACAUGCUCAAGUUUGGGGCCAGUCGGACAGCAGAGGAUGGAGAUAGAGAAAGGAGGACAGGAGAUGAUAGGGAUGAGAGGAUUGGAGGAGCUCCAAGAGGGUCUGCAGCACGAGGUAUCCCUCCAGGUCCCAACCCUGGAGCUGCCAACCGAGUCAGGAAUGGACCAGAGCAAGCCAUCUCUAAUCCUGCUUCACGGGUUCAGCAGUCUGGGAACACAUCACCGCGUGCAAUUUCUCGUGCAGAGAGGGAAAGGAAGGUGAGCAUGCGACUCCACCGUGGAGCUCCCGCCAACGUAUCAUCCUCUGAUCUCACUGCCCGUCAUGAUCAGUCAAGAAUUUCCACAUCACAGGUCAGUGUGCCGUUUGAGCACAUGGGGAAGUAAAUCUGACUUUGCAUGCACAUGAAUUAACUAGGGCUGCAAGGAUUAUUCAACGCUCAGUUUAUUUUCCCUACUUUUUUACCUUGUCUUAUGAAGGUGAUUGCCAGUGGACACAUGGAUUUUUGAAGAACAAUAAAUCCUAAUAUGAUCCAGAGAAGUACAUGACUGUAUUCAACAUCAACUUUUUUCAUGAACUAUUUUGCUGAACCUUAAGUUUUCUCAUAACUGCUCCCUUCCACUUCAGAAUAUUAGCUCAAACCCCUCUGUCUGAAAAUGUGAAGCAUUGUUUGCAUCAGAGAAGCUAAAAGGUAUCAGGGGCACUCGCAUGUUUCCUGUCCCAUUUGAUUUAACCUUAAGAUUGAUCUUUUUCUGUUUUCAUCACUUUAAAAACAAAUAUUUCAGUGACUGUUGUCUGUUUUUAGAGCAUUUUGAGAGGCUACAACAGCUAAAAAAUAAGAAAUGGAGAGAGGUAGGUGAGAGGACAGUGGACAAAAAGAAAAGCAACUUAGAAAAGGACAAGUAUGUAAAGUUAGGGCUGUUGUAGAGUAACAUUUCUGUUGAAGUAAAGUGGUGUUUGCUUACUCAGCAGCCAUGUUUUCCUAAUUUACUGGCCAC